Pristis pectinata (smalltooth sawfish) is the source of this 982-nucleotide messenger RNA. Its product is annotated as guanine nucleotide-binding protein G(T) subunit gamma-T1-like. The coding region runs from base 235 to 441 and encodes 68 amino acids. Lineage: Eukaryota; Metazoa; Chordata; Chondrichthyes; Rhinopristiformes; Pristidae. Gene Ontology annotation, molecular function: G-protein beta-subunit binding. The transcript is spliced from 3 exons. Gene Ontology annotation, cellular component: heterotrimeric G-protein complex. The record is from RefSeq and is a predicted model, not a curated record. Gene Ontology annotation, biological process: G protein-coupled receptor signaling pathway.
AGGAUUUUCUCUCCUUCCACUUAAUGAACAAAUCUGUUAAAGCUCGUGAUUUAAUCAUAUUAUAGAUUAAAAUAUUAUGGCCCCCGCUUUAAAAGGGCUGACGACAGGCUGCGGGAUCACUGGCUGCGGCGGUGGACUGAGGAAAUAACGCGGGUAGCGGCUGUGGCGGGAGAACGGCGUUCGCCAGUGCUCGAGUUCAAUCGGCCCUGACACUGGCAACUAUAAAAGGCUGAGAUGGAAGAUUUAACAGAUAAAGACCGUUUGAAAAUGGAGAUAGAGCAACUUAAGAAAGAAUUGCCUUUAGAAAGGAUGCUGGUAUCCAAAUGUGCAGAGGAACUGAAGGAUUACAUUGAAUCACAAUCUGCAGAAGAUCCUUUGGUAAAGGGAAUCCCUGAGGACAAGAAUCCCUUCAAGGAGAAGGGAGGCUGUGUGAUCUCAUAAAUCAGUCAGGACUCAAAUAUGCUCAGGUCAUCAGGGUAUUUUCUACAGCCUAGUGAUCAUUAGUACAAUGAAACCCUAUAGGUGACAAACCUGAAAGAUGGAAAAGGGAUAGGUUCAUCAUCUACAUUGGCAUGUCAUCUUUAUUGUUGUUGAAAUUAAAAAAAGCAUUUCUGCACAUGUUGCUAAUAAAGUUGAACAUUUGGCAAAUUCAAUCAUGAAUGGUGUUAACAUUUGGAAAACAAUAUAUACUUUCCAUUGCUGAUCUGUAGGGGCUAUAUCUAGAAAAUCAUAAUUUAAUAUUAUUACUUUGUGAAGGUACAUAUUUUAAAAUGGUAUUACAAAUGUGUACAUAUCCUGAUAAUUGUGUGUAGGAUACAAUAUUAGUAAAAUUAUAUUAUUUCCUAUUUCAAAUCCAUAUUGAAAAUACACCAAAAACUGCAUUUUUAUAUCAUGUAUAAACAGGUGGCAAAGUUACACUGAUAUAUUUAACUAUUUUAAUACAGAAUUUAACACAUCUGGCUUUCAGUUUUGAUGAAUUUGU